Alternaria ethzedia is the source of this 1041-nucleotide messenger RNA. RefSeq lists its product as uncharacterized. The record is from RefSeq and is a predicted model, not a curated record. NCBI's taxonomy places the organism in Eukaryota, Fungi, Ascomycota, Dothideomycetes, Pleosporales, Pleosporaceae. Bases 1 to 1041 code for a protein of 346 amino acids. The transcript is spliced from 2 exons.
AUGUUCGGCUUCGUCGCCGACGGUUUGACCGUUGCAACCACCGUCUUCUUCCCUAUCUUCGCCUCCUACAAAGCUCUUCACACCUCGGAUCCAGCCCUCCUCGCACCCUGGCUGAUCUACUUCGUCGUCCUCUCUGCCUUCACCGCCGUAGAGAACACCUUCGACUUCAUCCUCAGCUGGGUGCCCUUCUACUCAUGGAUUCGCUUCUUCGCACAUCUUUACUUGAUCCUGCCUGGUUCGCAGGGCGCAAACUACCUGUACCAGGAGUACAUGGAGCCUUUCCUUUACCACCAUGAGCGAGAGAUCGACGAGUUUAUUACACAAAGCCAUGACCGUGCCAAAUCGGCAGGUAUGGCAUACGUCGAGAUGGGCAUCGAGUGGGUCAAGGUCAACGUUCUGGGCUUCGCACCUGGAAAGCCGCAGUCACCAAGACCCGAAGGGCAGACGUACGCACAAAACCUUAUGAGCAGGUUCCAGAUGCCUUCGGCAAGGGGCAGCAACGAUCUAUACGGACUCGUCAACCAAGCACUCAGCGGAGCCAGCGCACUUUACGGUGCCGGUAGCGCAGGCACUCGAGAUGCGCAAGCCUCAGAUCUGAGCCGCGGCGCCGGUAACCUCGUCCCAGACUCCAUCCGCAACAACAACGACCGACUCGACUACGUUGCGUCGCAACGCCAGCGCCUCGAGACCCUCCUGCAAGCAUUCGACCGCGAACAAGAAAACAUCCGCACACAACAAACAGGCGGAAGCAGAUACCAUGAAGUCAACAGGAGUACUGGAAGCCUCUCUGGUAGCCUCUCCCGUAACAGGAGCGAAGCGGAAUUCGACAGGAUCGAGCGCGACGAACUGAGCUCGGGCUCCGACCGACCACCGUACCCCCUCACACCACCCGCACUCGGUCGAAGGACAAGCAGUGGCUGGAUGCCGUGGAAUUGGCAGCGUCAGGAACUCCCACGAGAUGACCCGUUGGCUUACGGUAGGGAGCCAAGUGAUGUGAGGAACAGAUCCAGGGCCUCUGGUUUCGAUCUGGGCGACCGCUAG